Hylaeus anthracinus is the source of this 717-nucleotide messenger RNA. RefSeq names its product ribonuclease H1-like. Gene Ontology annotation, molecular function: nucleic acid binding; magnesium ion binding; RNA-DNA hybrid ribonuclease activity. Gene Ontology annotation, biological process: DNA replication, removal of RNA primer. The record is from RefSeq and is a predicted model, not a curated record. Lineage: Eukaryota; Metazoa; Arthropoda; Insecta; Hymenoptera; Colletidae.
AUGGCACCAUCAUUUUAUGCAGUGGCCAAAGGCAGCAAACCCGAAAUUUACAAUACUUGGGACGAUUGUAAGGCACAGAUUUAUCAGUAUUCUGGUCCUGUGUAUAAAAAGUUUAAUGCACAAGCAGAGGCUGAAAAAUUUAUUAAAGAAAAUAGCAGUUCAAGUGGAGGAAGUAAUAGCAACAACAGUACACCCCUAGUAGAGAAAAAAUGUAAACUAAUAAACAUCCAAAGUAUUCCAAAUUCUGGAUGCAAUCAAAGAAAAAAAUUGUCAGAUUAUGAUAUGGAUGAUGGAGGUUAUGUGAGCAUAUAUACAGAUGGUGCUUGUAGUUCAAAUGGCCAUGGAAAUGGCAAAGCAGGUAUAGGUGUUUGGUUUGGCGAUGAUCAUCCCAUGAAUGUAUCGCAACCAGUUCUUGGUAGGGCUACUAACAAUAUGGCAGAAAUUCGGAAAACAAAAGAAGCUGGCAUUAAAAAAUUAAAAAUUCACACAGACUUACAGUUCCUCAUUAAGUGUAUAAACAAUUGGAUGCCAAAGUGGAAAUUUAAUGGAUGGAAAACUUUAGCCAAUAAAUCUGUUAUAAAUAAGAUUGAAUUGUUAGAAAUGGAGGAGGCUCUCAAGUCCUUAACUGUGAAAUGGGUACAUGUUAAUGGUCAUGUGGGAAUUCAUGGUAAUGAAAUGGCUGACAAAUUGGCAAGAGCAGGUUGUUUGAAAUAUUGA